UCAACAAUUUUAUUCAUUUGCAUAAAGAAAAGGAAAUUAAACUCCUCCCGUUUCUCAUGAACUGCGGUGUCGUAUUGGGUUUCUAUUGCUGGGGCUGGGAGUUCUUAACUGCCCUUCUUCUUUUCUCCUCAAAUUAAUCUUCGUCUUUUUCAAUUACUGUUUUUUUUUUCUUUAUUUUUUUGGGUUUUUUUAUAUUUGUUUUCAUGUGGUCUGCAACUAUGAUGAAUGACAACAAUUUAUUAGAAUACGUUAGAAAAUCAACUCCUCCACCGUUUCUGUUGAAAACCUACAUGCUGAUCGAAGAUCCGACAACCGACGACGUUGUGUCGUGGAACGGAAACGGGACUGGGUUUGUGGUUUGGCAACCGGUGGAGUUCGCUCGAGAUCUUCUUCCUACACUAUUCAAGCAUAGCAACUUUUCUAGCUUUGUUCGCCAACUCAACACUUAUGGAUUUCGCAAAGCUGCAACAGGGAGGUGGGAGUUCUGCAACGACAUGUUUCGAAAGGGAGAAAGAGAGCUAUUAUGCAACAUACGCCGAAGAAAAGCGUGGACAAACAAGCAACAAGAUACAGUAUCAGCAAUUCAAGGCGUUGGCAAUUUAGCGCAAGAUCAAACGUCCAAUGAAGAUCAAGAACAGCGAUCGUCCUCCACCAAUUCAUCGUUGUCCGGGUACAAUUCCCUUAUAGAUGAAAACAAACGUCUGAAACAGGAGAAUGGGGUGUUAAACUCGGAGCUUGGAAGCAUGAAAAGGAAAUGCAAAGAGCUGCUGGACUUGGUGGCAAAAUACUCAAAUUUGGAGAAAGAAGAAGAAGGGGAGAGGCCCAAGUUGUUUGGAGUGAGAUUAGACGUUGAAGGAGAGAAGGAGAGGAAGAGAAAGAGAGCUGAGAAUAGUAAAAGCGGAAGCGUUUUGCUAUCUCAGUCAUGCAAAUAAAUGAAUUAAUUAAUAAUAGGUAAUAUAAGGUUAAGGAAAGUGAAAAUUAACUGAUGAUGCAUGAUUAAUUAAGUAAUUAUAGAAUUAUAAUACUAUGCAAUUUUUCAUUAUGAUGAA
Molecule: messenger RNA, 1049 nt
Organism: Mangifera indica (mango)
Lineage: Eukaryota; Viridiplantae; Streptophyta; Magnoliopsida; Sapindales; Anacardiaceae
Product: heat stress transcription factor B-3-like
Exons: 2
Coding region: 204-932 (242 amino acids)
Biological process (GO): regulation of transcription by RNA polymerase II
Cellular component (GO): nucleus
Molecular function (GO): RNA polymerase II cis-regulatory region sequence-specific DNA binding; DNA-binding transcription factor activity
Source: RefSeq, a predicted model, not a curated record